AUGAGGAAUGGAGCAGCCAGAGCAAGCACCAAUAAUGAAUCCACUGAAACCACAUCUCUCUUGAACGCCAACACGGCCAAUAGCACCAGCAAUGGUCAACUCGCGGAAAGCUACAGAACUGCCGUCAUGUCACCCUCCACGGCAGAAUUGUUCCAACAAGCUGGCAUUCCCUAUUCCGACACCAACGAUGACACCACCGCCAACAAUGAGGACGACGACGAAGAACAACAACCUCUCACGGACGACAAUGACAGCACGAAACAGGAACAGCAACCACUACCACCCGGCAGUAGACCACCCACUGUCAACGAAUUCUAUUUCUCACCCGACAAUCCCUCCGUACAACGAUACUAUCGUUUCACAUCCACCGCUCUCACUCCCAUUGCCGCACUCCACCGGAGACCCCAAAAUCCAUACGAUCCCAAUCACGCGGCUAACAACAAUAACGCUGGCGUCACGGGUCUCUUGCGACGCAGUGCCGUUGUGCCCAGUCACGGUACCGAUGCCACGGGCGAUUGGAUUCUCGUCAGUGUCGGUGGUCGAUCGGGAUGGGCCCGCAAACAAACGCCGUCCCAACCCCAUGCCGGUUCCUUUACACCGGCACCCACAUUUGCCGCCACGGAAGGAUGGAUGGGCAAUCAUGCCUUUUUGUGUCACGGAAAAGUCAUGUUGGGGUCGGAUGCACCCUCUCUCAUCUUUACGAAUGGAUUGUUACUGCUGGGGGCAUUCUUUCAUUUUUGGAUUGUCUUGCCCAAUCUCGCCGUCACGGUGCUACACCAACAAGAACAACAACAACAACAACAAGGAACGAGUAGUGAGACUAGCCCCAACGGGUACACGUACACGUACGAUUCCAGUCAACAUCAAAAUCGAUUCACGUCGUGGUUGUUGCUCCUGUCGCCGAAUACCAUGUUUUGGUCCAGUCUCGUUCUAUUCCUCUUGAGUUGGAUCUUUCUGUGGAUAUCGGCAUGUAUGGAUCCAGGGAUUCUACCAGCGGUCUCGUCACCGAUCAAGGCACCCAUUCCCAACGAUGGGAUUCCACUCGGUGGACCCGUAGGAUAUCGAUAUUGUUCCACGUGCAACAUCUUUCGACCGCCACGGUCCAAACAUUGUAACAGUUGCAACGUGUGCGUCUCCAAAUUUGAUCACCACUGCCCAUGGGUUGGCAACUGCAUUGGAGAACGAAAUCAUCGAUUCUUCUUUGUCUUUCUCGUGAGUAUUGCCGCAUUGACCAUCCUCGUCACCGCGUGUACAGUACGGCUCUUGUUGGAAGCUUAUUAUGAGACGGCCGUUUUCGACGAAAAUGGCGUGGAACAAACAACCACGGGGACAACCAACAAUCAUAAUUACGGCGGCGGACCCUGGGAUGCCAAAGAGCUAGCCGCCAUUGCGAAACGGUUGUGGAAAGCGGUACGGAGCAUGCCCUUUACCGUUCUCUUUGGGUCCUUUACGUUGCUCUGUGCGUGGUCCUUGGUGUCCUUGCUGUGCUUUCAUGCCAUGAUUAUUUCCGUGGCACAAACCACCAAUGAACGGGUUCGUGGCGUGUACCGGUACGGGGGUGCCUCUAAUGCCGCCGAUCAAGGAUGCUGGAGAAAUUGGAUCCACGCCUUUUGGUCGAAACGACCCGUCAGUCGAUUACCGCUCGACUUUUCCGAUAUCGUCAAUGUCGAUUACGCCACGCUGCCCGAAUCUCCGUGGUUGGGCGAAGAAACUACUUUAGCCGCAUCCAACUCACAAUCUAAUAUGGGUGGCGGGGCUAAUCAUCAUCAUCCGCAACCAUCAAGCACACGGGUAUAG
This is a messenger RNA of Seminavis robusta, 1797 nucleotides long. The record is from the annotation of a GenBank genome assembly. Lineage: Eukaryota; Bacillariophyta; Bacillariophyceae; Naviculales; Naviculaceae.